AUGGCAACCGUUCCGAACCCUGAUGGCGGCACUCCCAAGCCUCCCAGCACAACCAUCUACACCAAACCCGAUUUCCUCACCGCGCCGUUUCUCAAGGUCUACGAGCGACUGCCCGCGCACUUACCUUCAAGUCAUGCGCAUAUCAUCAAGGUCGGCCCCCUCAGGGAGGCCCUGUUCGACGGCGAAGAACAGUACGAUCUCAAAAUUCAAGAUGCAGUGGCCACUAUGUUGUUCAAGAUCUCGAAGGACACCCUAGAAACAUUCCUCAGCGGCGGCACCGACUCUUUCAAGCUCGUUCAAUCGUUUGAAGGACGAUCCAAGAUGCAGCUCAUUGUUUGGAAGCAGAGAACUCAAGUUUUGGUUGGCCAGUUCAUCGAGUAUGAGAAAGAGGAUUGUCUAGAAUGGGACAACCUCGUUUGUUGCACUAUCAACUACGACGGAUCUUGGAGUCUCGACUCUGCCAGCUUCGGCAGGUAUACUAGGCGAGAGCAUGAGCACGCAUGGUCUGAGACGUUCAUCAGGGCCGGCAUCAACCGAGAGUUGAUCGCCGGUGACAAGAAACAGAUGGCAGAGUAUGCAGGUAUUCUGAGCGAGUAUAUCAUCGUCAACGAGUGCUGGAGCGCUGAUGCAGGCUCUAAAUGGGACAUCGAGACCGCCGAGGCUGACUGA
This is a messenger RNA of Alternaria ventricosa, 669 nucleotides long. RefSeq lists its product as uncharacterized. The record is from RefSeq and is a predicted model, not a curated record. Bases 1 to 669 code for a protein of 222 amino acids. NCBI's taxonomy places the organism in Eukaryota, Fungi, Ascomycota, Dothideomycetes, Pleosporales, Pleosporaceae. The transcript has 2 exons.